Molecule: messenger RNA, 582 nt
Organism: Plasmodium cynomolgi strain B
Lineage: Eukaryota; Apicomplexa; Aconoidasida; Haemosporida; Plasmodiidae
Exons: 2
Source: RefSeq, a predicted model, not a curated record
AUGGUUAAAUCAGAUCGUGUAGACAUCCUUAAAGAUUUUAUUAGAAUAGCUGCUAAUGACUUACCAUCAGGAAAAUUUUAUCAUAAUUUUAAAUAUGACUACACCAAUAUACAGCAAUAUAGUAGCAAAUGUAAUAAAUUAACAGCUCCAAACAAUAAAAAACCUAGGGUUAAAGCACUUUGCAUGCAAAUUCUAAAAUAUUUAAAAACUAAGGAUGAUAUAUUAAAUAAUGAGAAGUCUCCGUAUGAUGUUUGUGUUCUUUUGAAUUAUGCGACAAUUACUAGAUUAAAUGAAAUUUUUGGACCUCAUAACGCCCAAAAUAUUACUCUAGCAUGGGCGAGUCUCAUUUAUGUAUGGAAUAGUUUUGUCGAUGAUAAUUUUAGUAAACCUCUUUAUAAAAAAUGUAAACCUAUUGAUAAUAUUUUAAUGUAUGACUGGCACAUAAGAAAGAUAUUGUACGAUUAUUUCGUGGAUUAUUCUGCUAUCAAAGGUUAUUUCAAAAAUUAUAAGGAUGAAUGCAAUAAAUAUUAUACGUACCUAGAAAUAAUUAUUGAUAUCUAUAAAUAUUUUGAUAAAUUUUGU